GUUGGCCAGGCCUCCAUUAUUCAUUGUUGUUCAGACCUCCAACAAUUGUUGCUCAUUCAUUGUUACAUCGAUAUCUGCUUAUCAUCCUUCCAACACAGAGCUCACCUUUAGGUCAACCCUCAAUCAGGGGACAAUGGCUCCUCCGAGCUCAACCGCCCGCCGAGGCCCCAGCGUUCUGGUCUCAGAGUCGCGUGAAGGCCGACCCACACCGCGUCGCCAGGCAUCACGUUUCAUCACGGUGGAUAGCGUUCUCCAAUAUGCCUCGGACAUUCCCUCGAUGCAAAAACGUCAACCUCAGAGGCCUCGAGUCUCCCGCACAGGCUCAGGCAGACCUGUUGAUCCUCGCCUGACCGGUCGAUUUGCCGCACCUCAUAUCCCUUCUCGGUCGACCAAGACCUCAGAAAAGCUCGUCUUGUUACCCGAAGCCGUGGAAGAAGAGGAUGAAAAGGGCGAGUUUGGCCAGGAUGCCGAUUCUGGCCCUCCUAGAGAUGGUGAAGACAUCCGGAAACCAGGCAAGGACAGAGUCAAAAGCUAUGCGGAAAGACUUCCAAAAUCUCGACGGACAGAGAAGGAACUUCCGAGGGUGACCGCAUACUGUACCGCGCAGGCAUACAAGCUUCAGUCGGUUGCUGCUUUCGUUCGACAACGCCACGGUGCCCGCGCCAAGUUAUACGACGAUUGCUUGUACUGCGCAUAUCACCUCCCGCUACUUCCCGGAAUUGAAGGCUAUCGAUUGCGAAGUAGCCCACCAGUCAAAAGCGCUCGAGGUGGGACGGUGCUUGACGAAGCGAUUGAGCGUAGUGAACAGACAGACUAUCGACAACCAUACUCUGCAGAAGAAGAAGAGCAACAUUCGGUGCGUGGCAAUUACACACCGGAGGAACAGUUUGGAGUGCCGAAUCAAGACAUUUACGAUUUGGAGUCGACGAGACCGAAUGGACAGCGAAGGGAUAGCACAGUGUCACAACGGUCCAACAGUCCUUCGGCGCCGGCACCAAUCAACUCGUACCGGUUUGCGGAGAUGUACGUGUUCAACUAUGGCGUGGUGGUGUUUUGGAACUUUAGCGAAAGGCAGGAAAAGGACAUGUUGGCCGACUUUGCAUUUGCCACGAUUGUCAAUGCCGACACCAACUUGGUCACACCCACUCCCUUGACGUCAAAUCCGCUGCUGGAAGAAGACUUUGAGACGGAGGAAUUCCACUUCGAAUACAAUGCUGAAAUUGCUCGACCUCGGGUAUAUAACGAUAUGAUUACGCUGCGCAACGGCGACCAUAUGAUCAAACUGGCCAUCAGCCAUGCGAUUGCACAGAGCACCAAGCUGAGCUUCUUUGAAGAAGCAAUGGCGGCGCAGAUGGAGGCGGCCAAGGAUGUUCCAGGUCGGCUGGCCAAGACAGGAGAGCUUGGGCUCAAGCGAGAGGAAGUAAUAAAAUUACUUGGAGGGCUGUUCAAGAGCCGUGUCGAUGUGAACUUGUCAUCCAACGUGCUGGACGUGCCCAACUUGAUUUGGGACAGCGAGCCCACCCUCCACCCGUUGUACUCGGCGGUGCGUGAGUACCUCGAGAUCAAGCCUCGGAUUCAGGUUCUCAACGAGCGCUGCCGUGUUUUUCUCGAUCUGGCCGAAGUCUUGUCAGACUAUAUCUCGGACAACAAAAUGUCCAGGAUCACCUGGAUCGUGAUUGUUCUGAUUGGCAUCUCGAUCUUGGUCACAUGUUCGGAAGUGUUCCUCCGCUUUGGCAUGCUAAGCACUAGGGGUGGUGCCAAAGGAGCUGCCGCGAUUCAGCACAUUGGGAUAUCUAAUGAGCUAUGAGAAAGCUCUGUGUCCAACUGGGUUCACUCAUUUGUUUAGUCACAGCAUGGAAUCGCCUCUGGGAUGCACUUGGGACACGAUCUAGGGGUAAUAAUGUAUGUAGCAUGGUGUAAGGAGUAGAUCAGAUGGGUCGUGAGGGUCAACAUUGACAUGACAGUCAAUCGCAAGCUCUCGUUGUAUCUUGUACACCUGACACGAGGCGACGGCCGACUCGGGAGUAGCCAAGGCUGUGUCAGCUUGUCCCUAUCCAUGUGCUAUCCAUGUGAAGACCAUCGAUUCAAUCUGCAGGUCAGCUCAGCCGAGGGUGGGACCAAGGGUUCAGGGCCAGGGCAGAGGAGAAUCACAUUGUCGUGGGAAAGGAUGUCACUCCAGGUCGAAUCGCAAGGAGGGUCCGAUCUUUUUACGCGGAUAGGUGGAGGCAGAGGAAGG
Messenger RNA from Exophiala mesophila, 2236 nucleotides. RefSeq lists its product as uncharacterized. The record is from RefSeq and is a predicted model, not a curated record. Lineage: Eukaryota; Fungi; Ascomycota; Eurotiomycetes; Chaetothyriales; Herpotrichiellaceae. The transcript has 3 exons. The coding region runs from base 134 to 1807 and encodes 557 amino acids.